This is a messenger RNA of Anopheles cruzii, 4348 nucleotides long. RefSeq lists its product as uncharacterized. NCBI's taxonomy places the organism in Eukaryota, Metazoa, Arthropoda, Insecta, Diptera, Culicidae. The coding region runs from base 376 to 3252 and encodes 958 amino acids. The record is from RefSeq and is a predicted model, not a curated record. The transcript is spliced from 8 exons. Gene Ontology annotation, cellular component: plasma membrane.
CAACGGAACGCGAAAGUUUUCGCCAUAUUUUGUGUUGUGAUGCUGAUUUGGGGCGCAGGAGCAUAAGGUGUAGAACCACGCCGAACGCUGAGAGUGUCGCUGACUAGUGAACCGAGAGGUCCUUCGACAGGUCCCCGACACAGCACAUCGUUGGCGGCCGUGUUCGGAUGUCGUCGCCGUAAACGUCAUCGGCCUGCUCCUGGUUCGCUGCCUGCAGGACUGGCUCUGCAGUGUUUGCCCCCUCUGGAGGCUCUCGGUCGGCCGCGGGCUUGUGGGGCUUGUGGUGGUGGUGGCGCGCUGCGGCGCUGAAGGCUCGUUGUGCUCCGCACCCGCACACCGCGGGUGGCAAUCGAAAAGUGCUGAAGUAGAAAAAAUAUGGUGUGGCUAAGCGAAUCGCGAGCCGUAGUGAAUAAUUUACACAUUCCGCGUGAAGUAUGGAUAAAAGCUCUGCUCUUCGGACUGGUGCUGAGUGCGCAUGUGCUUGUUGUGACAUCGCAGCAGCAGCAGCAGCACCAGCAGCAGCAGCAACAGCAGCUUUUACCGACAAACCUGCCGUCUCCGCAGAAAAGAGCCGGUAACACUGCGGAAGGUGCGAAGGACCACUGCAACAAAACGAUCGACAUCGACGAGGACAUCUCAUCGCCGGAGGUGACCAACCUGAACCGAAACCGGCCCCUGACCUGUUGGUACCGGUUUCGCAGCUUUCGCGGAGCGCCCCGGGACCUGGUGCUACGGUUGAACUUCAAAAAGUUCAAAGUCGGAGCCCUGCUCAACGCGACACACUGCGACGGAGGCUAUCUGCAGAUAGUGGAUGGUAACGCGAAAACCGAUGUGUCAAACCGUCGGGAACCGGGUCAAUUUUGCGGCGAAUCCGAGCAACCGCAAACGUUCAUCAGCGAAACAAGUGCCGUCAAAAUAGUCUUUCACACCGACAACUUUACCGACCAGACCUACUUCGCGUUCGAUUCCCGGCCCGAGCAGCAGAUGGAAGUGUUCAACCGAUACGGUCCACACCCGGAGCUGUACCCGAACCGCCGGGGCGAAGUGGUCCAGGGGUCGUACUGUGAGCGCGAGUUUCGCGACUGCCGACUGCAGACGUGCUACGUGCAGUCCCCCGCCUACCCGGGCAUCUAUCCUCGGGCGCUCAAGUGUCGCUAUCGGUUGCACACGAGGCUUCCCUUCAUCAAGCUGUACAUCCAGAACGAGCAGUUCGCCGUCGAUGGCCAGAGGUGCGAAAACAUCAUGACGUGCCCGAUGAAGGAGAUCGGUUCCGGGUCCGAGCACUGCCCGUACGACUGGCUGGCGGUGUACGAUGGGCGCGACGAGCACGCACCCCCGAUCGGGAAGUUCUGCGGCAUGGGCAAGUUCCCGUUCAGCAUUAUCGGGACGUCGCAACACAUGUACGUCGAGUUCGUUUCGUCACCGGCCGGGCCGCUGCUGAACACCGGGUUCCACUUCAACGUUGGCAACUGGCCCGGCCACGUCGAGACGGUCGGCACCAAGCACGGAGCCUGCGACUGGCUGCUCAGCUCCGAUGCGCUGCGCGCGACUAGUGCCUCGGAAGGGAUCUUCCUCAGUGUGGCCCACUGGUACCCACCGAACACGUCCUGCAGCUACCACAUACAGGGCAACGACGACGAGGUGGUGCGCCUUUACUUCCCCAGCUUUCGGAUCAAUCGCAUCGAGGCGCCCAUCAUCAAGCACGAGGAAGACUGCGCCGAGUCGCUGACGAUCUACGACGCCAACAACCCGGACCCGGCGCGGAUCAUCAAAACGUUCUGCGACACGUUCUCGCGGCCGAUGGAGAAGAUCGACUUCGUCAGCACCGGCCGCUCGUUGUACGUAAAGUUCCUCAGCAAGACCGGCUCAUACAGCGGCAGCUCGCUGUACUAUUGGGCGCACUACGACUUCUUCAACAACACCCGGUUCGGCGAUCCGGUCCCGAACACGCUCUGCGACGAGGUGUUCUACGCGUGGAAGUACGGCCGGGGCGAGCUGAAGUCACCGCGGAACACGCUGAUCUACAAGCGAGCGUCCGGCAGUGACGUGCGCUGUCAGUACAAGUUCGUCACCGAUCGGCGCCUAUUUUCGCGCGUCGUCGUCGAGGUGACGUCGGUCACGUUCAAGGAGGUGCCGUACUCGCUGAACGCCUGCACCCGGUGCCACGAGGAGCGCGUCGACAAGCUGAUCCUGUGGGAGGAGCGCGACAAGAGCCAGAACCGGUUGGCGUGCUUCUGUGAUAACAUUCCGCGCCCGGUGCGCAUCAUCUCGUCCGGCGACCAGAUGAACCUGGAGCUCAUCAUCCAGGGCCAGCACGCGACGACCAGCUACUUCAAGAACCCGAACACACUGUUCGAGGCAAACUACGAGUUUGCGCACGGCCCAAUCUGUGGACCGAUCUCGUUGGGUCCAUCGCCGGACGGGGAGCUCGUGUUUCCGUACAAGAAUGCGCUCGGCUUCCAGCUGGCGGAGAACCGCCGGGAGAAGUGCAUCUGGGAGCUGAAGGUGGCCGCUCAGCGGGAUCUCUGGUUGCACCUCGAUAAGGCCCGGUUCGCGGAGCGUAGCUGUGAGCACGGGCGCAUCGAGGUGUACCUGGCGGGCCGGCUCGAGCCACGGUUUAUCAUCUGCCCGGAGAACGUGAGCCUGGCACGGGAUCUGCCGAUCCUGUCGGCGGCCGAGCUGGGCGCGGUGGAGAACGAAAACGAACCACUGCCGGUGCUGAUCCAAUACACCGGGGACAGCGCGGUCGGCAAGAACGCGUUCAAGUUCGUGUGGACCGAACUGUUCCAUCUACCUCGCAACGCGGACGGCACGCUGGCCACGUCCGCGAUGUUCAAGGACAGCUGCGACUUCUACUGCCCCGGCGAUCAGCACGUCUGCAUCCCGGAGUAUCUGCUGUGCAACGGCGCGCUGAAUUGCCCGAACGUGACCGGGUUGCGGGUGGUCGAGAGCAACAUCGACAAGAACUACGAGUACAUCGAGGAGAACUACCUGCGGACCGGGCUGUUCGACAAGGAGUUCCUGCUGAACAUCGAGUACCUGACCGACGAGUCGCCGGAGCUGUGCCGCACGAAGUACAUCCCGGCCACGGGCGGCGGUGGCGGGGCGGGGCGCGUCGAGCUGCCGGAGGUCGUCGAGUGCUUCCAGUUCCCGGUCGUCCAGAUGGUGCUGGCCGCCCUCGUCGUCAGCACGCUCAUCAUUCUGGCCUUCGUCAUCUACUGCCGCCUGUACGGCCAGAAGUACUACGAAUGAGAGGAACCGCACUAGCGCUGGCUGUAGCAUUCCUCGGCCCGCCCCGCCGUAGCCCUUCUCUGAUGGUCGUCCUCCACAGUUACAGUUUUCGGUUGGGUACGGUUUUUCCCGGGAUGGCGGCACUCCCCACACGAUCAGUUAUAGAUCAGAGGCGCAACGACGCGAGCGAGCUUAUUGCGGGUUGCGCAAAACUACAUAGAACCACAUAGGGCAUUACGAAGCACCGAAGAGUGCGGUAGAGAUUUAUGAACACCCCCUGAUCGACCGAACCCGGGGUCCAUCGAGUGCACUUGCUACAGUUGCUAUAGAAGAAUGCACCACGACGUUGCCACACUAGCCACAUUAGUGACAUUAGUUCCUUUGCUGACCUUUCGUUUGAUUAGGGCGUCAUAUGAUGGAUUGGAAAGUUUAAAAUCCUCCCCGCACAGGUAAUCAGUUAGAAAAGACGGAACAGCUCACGGAAACCCAACCCGCACACUAGUCCGUUAGUUGCACCACUACUUUUGAUUGGGUUUUCUGACUUUGUUCUAACGAUCUCUUCCACACUGUUCGCGUGACUGUCAAUGGCUGUCGGCCAUGAUGAUUUGCUCUCGAAAGGACGCCAGCGGGCAGUUGUUAUACUCGAAUCACCCCAACAAAUUGUGAUCUUGAGCCUCGUCGUUUUGAGUUUACGACCGAGACCGAGUGGAGCGACAGCCUUCAGCGGUAACUGAAAACGUUUAACUAGCAACACAGACCUUUGCACAACUUGUACAUAGACAUUAACUAAUGCCAAACCAACAGAAAACAGAUCGACAACAAUACCCGCUCACCGAGAUCCGGGCAGCGAGAGGGCAGCGAAUAGGAUGAAAGAAAAUAAAUAAAUUUAAAACAAAACAAAACACACACAAUUUAAAGCAAAUGAAAGUAGCGAAAAACCACAAACCUAGGGAAAUUAAUGAAUCAAUUUCAAUUACUAUACACACCCACGAGGGAGACAGAGCGGCGACGGUUGCGUAAGUCGAGAACAAACAACGGAAAAGAAAAUGUUAUUAAAUUUAAAAUGUAGUAAUUGUGUGACGGACGGAGCUCCAUGUCGGGUGAUCGGGUGAUCAAU